CUAAUCUUUGUUGACUGCGUGCCAGACACGUGGUCGUCUUCUUCGUCGGCAUGGAGUCCAGCUCGAUACCGUCGGAAAUGGAUUCCCCCGGCGAAGAUAUCAUGCUGAUGGAGACCGUGAAGAGAAUAGUGACGCAUGAAGGACGCAAUGAGUCAGAGGAGACCUUCUUCCUGAUAUCACAGAAUCAGGCGGUGCAGUAUCCCGAGGGGCCGAACGUCGAGGAAACGGUGUCCCACACGCAUCAGACGGACGUUGCGCUAGAGUGGAUACGCCUCUGCAGGAUAUGCGCCAACUCGAGCGACCACACGAUACCCAUCUUCGAGGGCUACGGAGCGCAGCAUGACCUGUCCACCAAAAUACUCAAGUACUUGCCGAUACACAUAUCCGAAAGCGACACUCUGCCAUUACAAUUGUGCGAGAAUUGUGCGAACCUCCUGAUGGCCUGGCACGAGUUAAGCGUGGGAUGCCUGAAUGCGGAGAGGAAGCUGCUGGAGCUGCAGGAUGCACAACUGCAAGAGAAGCAGCAGUAUUACAAUCCUACUUCUUUGGAUAAUAUAGAACUGACUACGCCAAUACUUACAACAGCCAGCACAACUAUUGCAUCUAAUAUCACAAACUCACCACCAAAUCAGCAGGACAAUGAUGACAAAAAUGGAGUUUGUGAUACAGAAAAAAUUUAUAAAUCUAACAGAUGGACGCGUCAAGUGUCGAAAGAUGAAUCGGAGAGGUACACACAAAUCAAUUCGCCAAGGAAUGAGCGGUCUGAAGAACAUAUUAAUAUCGAGGAGACUCGAUUGACGAUAUCCAGCGAAAAAAGCCUUUCAUUAACGCAUUCCGCUGAUUUUGAUGAAAAAUUGGAAAGGGCCAAUUCGACAGACUCUCAUUCGAACAAUUCUGGGCAAGUACAAAAGUCUCAAGAAAAACACACCAUAGACUAUCAAGGAUGUACGAAACGAUUGAAACAUUUAUCGGGACAACAUGCUGAAUCAAUUCGCUCGAAGAUGACGGAAGAUAGUGGAUGUGCCUCUCACAAGUGUGAAGAAUGUGGGAAAGUUCUCUCCACGUCGUACAAUUUACUAAUUCAUCGCAAUAUUCAUACCGGCAUGCGGCCCUAUAUUUGUACCAUUUGCGACAAAAGCUUCCGAUCGGCGUCCGGUCUGAACAGGCACGUGCGCGACGUUCACGACAGAGUUAAGAAUUUCGCCUGCGAUAUAUGCGGCCGUCAUUUUGCCUCAAAAGCGUCGAGGGACGAGCACAGACGUAUACAUUCCGGCGAGAGACCCCACGUGUGCGAGACCUGCGGUAAGUCCUUCAAGCAGAAGGCGUCUUUACACGUGCACCGACUCUAUCAUUCUCAAGUCCUGCCGCAUCGUUGCGCUCUAUGCGAUCGCGGUUUCAGGAGGAAGCAGGAAUUGGAUAAACACGUGUCCUGGCAUUCCGAUCGAAAACCGUACGCCUGCGAUAUUUGCAACGAGCGUUUCCGCAGCAAAGGCUGCGUCGCUCGUCAUCGACACACUCAUACCGUUCAGCGCUCACACGUUUGCGCGAUCUGCGGCGCUAAGUUUACUCAGGAGCGAUAUCUGAAGAGACACUGUGAUAGUUUACACACAUCUGUAGGAACAUUGAAGAAUCAAAUCGUCACCCACGAUCAGAUAAUCGCCCGUAGUCAUUCUCGGCGAGCAUACAAGACGGGAGAACACCAAAGUAAAAUCUAUUCAAUCCAAACUAAAACGUUCAAUGUAGUCGAUAGAGAUUCAGAGAGUAUUAUUUCUCCUGCAGAUAAUAUUGAUAAUAAAUUAACCGAACGUUUAUCUCCCACAAGUACAUCUUCUGAAAUAUGCUUGUCAGAUAAGUUAAUGAAUGAUGCAAAAAAGAAAAGUAUCGAAGACAAAGGUUCUAAUUCUGCUAGUCAGAUGCAAGCAAGUUGUGCGAAAAGGACAAAGACCACGCGGGAUACGCAGCAGGAAGCUGUAACUAAAGUGAGCAAAUCCAAUGAACAUUUGGAGAAGAAUGUCCAACAAUCCAAAUGCAAAAAAACUACCUGCACUAGUCCGACAAUGGUCUGCAAAUCUUGUAACAAGAAGUUUUGCUCGCGGAAAAGUUAUUGGGCCCACGUACGUACGCACUCUGGCGAGAAAUCAUACACGUGUCACAUCUGCGGGAAACAAUUUGUUCAGAGUGGCAGUCUAUAUUAUCACCUGAAACACGUGCACGACGGCGUGAAGAAUCACACUUGUGAUAUAUGUGGUCGCAGCUUCGCUAUGAAAACUGCCAUGGAAGACCAUCGACGUAUCCAUACUGGUGAACGUCCAUAUGUAUGCCACACUUGUGGCAAAACGUUCAAAACCAAGGCGUCCCUCUACAUACACAGUAAAACCCAUACAGAUGAGUUUCCGCAUAAGUGCACCUAUUGCGGCAAGAGAUUCCGCUGGAGACAACAAAUGCUGGGUCACUUGACAGUGCACACGGGCGAAAAGAAUCAUACGUGCGACGUAUGUGGCAAGGGUUUUGGCGUGAAGAAUGAUCUGACCAGGCACAAACGUGUGCAUUCGGAGGAGAAGCCAUAUACAUGUCAACAAUGCGGUAUCAGCUUCGGGCAGAAACGUUAUCUCAAAAGUCACGAACGCUUAAAAUUAGGGACGUGCGGGUUACUCGCAAAAUUCAAGACGAAUUGAGUCUGAUUAGUCUCCUCAAAUAUGAGUUGAAGUAAGAUAAAUAAAAACUUUGAAUAAUGCAAACGUUCCUGAUAUUAAAAAGUUUAAGUUGUUUGAAAAAUUUGUGAUAAUUACAAGUAUUCAUGUAAACCUUGAUUACAGGAUAGUCUAUUAAUAAUGUUACAUUAGAGGAAAGAUAAUUUUAAAUAAAGUAUGAAAUAGAAUCAUGUUAUAAAUAUGAAGUAGAAUCUUUUUUUGACAUGAAAUUUUGCUUUGAUAAGUAAGAAUACAUUAUGUUUUAAAUUUGUAUGACUUUUAGUAAUAAUAUGCCAUGGUAAUAGUUAAUUAUAAAUAAUACAAUUAUUAAUUAGUCAAUUUUAAUUUUAAUAUUGAUUAUUAAAUUAAUCAUGAAUUAAAAACUAUGAUUAUUUAUUAAUUGAUAAAAAAUGGUAUAUUUUAUAUAUGAUAUGUAUGUAUGUGGAUGUGUAUAUAAAUUGUAAUAUUUAUUUUAUGUAAGGAUUACUGAUAUUAUACAACUUAAUUUUUAUAAAAACAAUGAUUAAAAAGGCCUUUGAUAACGAUUCUCAAUGCGUACUAGCAUAUAACAACUAAUUUAAUUAAAAAAGCACAAGGUGCUGCAUUUCAAAUUUGAGAAAUGUUAGAAGAAACAUUUGAAUAUACAUAAUAACUUCCACAAAUUUUCUUCACAUAGAAUUAUUCGUUUUCAAUUUGUACCUAUAAAUAAAAAGAAUAAUGUAAUAAGAACAAAAAAUGUAAUAUAACAUGUAGUGUAUGCAUGUGAAUAGGUUUCUUGUAUACAUUAUUAACGUGCAUAGAAUUUUACUAUGAAAAAUAUUUUUUUAUCAUAAACAAAGACACAAGAUUAUUGGAAACAUAAUAACUGCAUAUUGCAUUCGUGUAAAACAUGUUAGAAAUUUUUCUGAACGUACGUAUAUAGACUUUACUAAAUUUUACAUUACAGUUAUUUUGUGCAUUAUACCUGAGGAAAAAAUGUUUUAUAUAUAAUUAUAUAUAAUGAUUACAUGAAAUUAUGUGCAAUCACAUAAUUAUAUAUAUAUAAUUUUUCAAAAGAUAUAGUGUACUAAAUCAAUCUCAUGACGUGUGAUAUUUAGAUAAAAUUUUUUUUCUUACUAUUAAGUAAACCAAACAGAAAUAUAGAUAGAUACACACACACAAGAAAACAUUCCUAUAUAUGUAAAACUUUGUACAUAAAUCAAAAAUGACUGAAAAAUAAAAAUCUGGCAAAUUAAUCAUUUUAAUAGAAAAUCAUUAAUUGUCAUCAAUAAAAAUCAACAUUUCAAAUAUUUUCUGCAAUAUCCCAUUACAUGUUUACUUCUUAAUAAAAUAUUUAACAAAAGAGUUAUAUUUUACUUAGAUAUUUAAAUAACUAAGACGCGCAUUCCUUAUACUUUGAAAAAAAUUAUAUGCAAGAUGCUCAUGGUGGAUUGCAUAAAUUCGUUGCAUAAAUAAAAUAAAUUUUAUUUAUGUAUCUUUUAAAUAUGUUAUGCAGUACUACUAUAUUCUCUUACAAUUAGAUAUUUCAGAAAGAUGUCUUAAAGACAUAGAAACUAUGUCUUAAAUGGUAAUUAAAUCAAAGACUUUUUCUAUAAUUUAAAAAUAAAUUAAUAAUGAACUUUCAACGGAUAAUAUUUAUGAAAAAUGAUCUCUCUCCAAUACGUAAAAAAUACAUACAUAUUUCAAUGACUUAAGUGUUUGCAAGUGUUAUAAUUAGAACAAUAUUACACAUACGACGAUAACAAUUUAUAAAUAAAUCACUGCCAUUGCAACAUGCACGACCACAAUAGAAAGCAGACAUAAAGAUACUGAAUGAGCCCAUGUUCUGCUCUUUGACGUUUUCACAAUAAAAGAGCUGCCUAAUUUGGAUAAUUAUCUAUACAGUCACAUUAAUCAGUAAUCGAAAAUUUACACAGUUUAUCUAGUGAUAAUAUUUAUAAAAGCAAUACAACGUUUGCGUACAAACGUACAUAUAAACAUGAUUGAUUUGUUUCUAAAUGUGUUUGAGAGAGAGAGAGAGAGAGAUAUGAAAACAAUUCAUAUACGUUCCUAGCAAGUUCAAGUUUAAUAUUGUAGAGUUCCUUGAGUUCAUCAGCUGUACGUACUGUAACAUUGGGUUUCCUUUCACAAUUUCUUUUGCAAUUUAAAUUUUAAAAGAAAUUGAAUAUUACGGCUUGAGUUUUUAUAGUAUAUAUACAUAUCACGAGAAAACUUGGUCACAAGAGACGAAAAGUAUGAAAAUCUGACCUCGGAAAAAAGUUAAAAAGGUAAAAAGAUUGAGAAAAAAUCUAAUGAAAUUAGCAUCCACUUGUCACAAAAGUGUAACUUUUUUUUUUAAAGAAAUUUAUAUUAAAAAUGGAAACGACAUCAAUAGGAGCUAGGAAGCGCGGAGCAGAUCAGAAUCUUCUACACUUUAUCCAUAUGAUUCGAAAUCGAAAUAUCUGUGGCAUAUGUAAUCUUCAGUUUAUCACAAAGGAGCUUUUGAACGAACACAUGCAAAAUCAUACGUCUUUCACGUGCGAUUGCUGUAAAAAAAUCUGCGACACUUGGUCAUUAUUACAACAGCAUUAUCAUUCAGUUCACGAAGGCAUGGUAUUCUGUCCUUAUUGCUAUAAAAUGCAUUCCAAUUAUUGGAGGUUGAAACUGCACUGGAGAAUGCACGGUAAGAAAAUGUAUCUUUGGUAUUUGCAUUAAACAAUUUUUCGAAAUAAACAUAUUGCAUAAUGAAAUUGCGUUUAUACAUAGAGCCGCACGAGUGCGAACUAUGUUACGAAACGUUUCAUACAUCGUCAGAUUUGAGGGAACAUCACCUCUCGCUGCAUCGCGAUGUACCACUCAACUUGUCAUUUUGUCCAA
Messenger RNA from Solenopsis invicta (red fire ant), 5546 nucleotides. Its product is annotated as zinc finger protein 595. Gene Ontology annotation, biological process: regulation of transcription by RNA polymerase II. The transcript has 6 exons. The record is from RefSeq and is a predicted model, not a curated record. Lineage: Eukaryota; Metazoa; Arthropoda; Insecta; Hymenoptera; Formicidae. Gene Ontology annotation, molecular function: DNA-binding transcription factor activity, RNA polymerase II-specific; zinc ion binding; RNA polymerase II cis-regulatory region sequence-specific DNA binding. The coding region runs from base 51 to 2675 and encodes 874 amino acids. Gene Ontology annotation, cellular component: nucleus.